AUGGCGCCACACCUCCUUUCACGGUCGCAGGGCGACUUCUUCCUCAGAGGUCUCACAGCGGAUCCACCACAACGAUCCGACGGGCGCCAUCUUCUCGCCUUUCGCUCUCUUCAGAUCGACACCGGCAUCGCUGCGCAAGCGAACGGCUCUUCACAGAUCACACUAGGAGGCACAGAAAUUUUCUGCGGUAUCAAAGCAGAAGUCAGGAGCUUCGGUGAUGACAGCGACGACGAGGACGAAGAGGCCGAGUUCCAAACGCAGGAUGACCAAGAGCUCGCUUCAGAGAGCAGGAAGACAGGGAGGAUCAAGUGCUCGGUUGACUACUCUCGAUCACUAGUGCAUUCCUUUGACAACAAGCUGCUAGAUGCACUGUCAAUAUCACUAUCUUCCAUGGUCAAUGCCGCCUUCUCGCCGAGAUCAUGUCCCUUGCCAUUACAUCAGCUACUCAUCAUUGCCAACGAAAAGUACUGGACAAUAUACAUCGACCUUCUCGUCAACUCCCUCUCCGGCGGUAACCUGUUCGAUGCAGCUUUUGCGUCUAUAUUUGCCGCAUUCUACGACACACGCGUCCCUGCCACUCGUGGUGUCGCUUUUGAAGCACCAGCAACACUCGACCAAGAAGGCAACGCUGUCCAAGGCGCUUUUUACAACUCGACAGGUGAUCUCGAUCAGAUGGGUAUCAAAGGUUUGCUCAAGAAGAAACCCAAGAACACUGCAUCUGGCUCACAACGUAAAGGUGCGGGUUCGUCUUCCAAAGUCGUCGACUUCGAGCUUGAGCACAGUGGAGAGGACGGUGCAGCACUAGAUGGCCGACACGACUUGCCGCUUUGCAUCACAGUCAACAUCUUGCCCAACAGCUAUCUGCUCGAUGCGGAUGUGGACGAGGAGGCAUGUGUUGGCUCACGAGUACAGGUGCUCGCAACACGCUCAUCGAAGGUGCUUUCGGUACGAACCGAAGGCACAGAAGAGAUCUCGUUCAAGCGUGUCAGCGAGGCCAUUCGCAUAGGAAGUCUCCAAGCUGCAAGGAUGGCCGAUGCACUCUUGAACCAGCUUGCAAGAUCCAGUGGGCUUGACGAGGAAGAGGAUGCAGAUGAGGCCAUCCAAGACGAACAAGUUCAAGCUUCAGCGCCGGGUUCGAUGGAAGUAGACGCAUGA
Molecule: messenger RNA, 1155 nt
Organism: Ustilago hordei
Lineage: Eukaryota; Fungi; Basidiomycota; Ustilaginomycetes; Ustilaginales; Ustilaginaceae
Exons: 2
Coding region: 1-1155 (384 amino acids)
Biological process (GO): U1 snRNA 3'-end processing; TRAMP-dependent tRNA surveillance pathway; nuclear polyadenylation-dependent mRNA catabolic process
Cellular component (GO): cytoplasmic exosome (RNase complex); nuclear exosome (RNase complex)
Source: RefSeq, a predicted model, not a curated record